AUGGAGGGUUCAGUUGAGAAACAAGAUCAUAAAAAGCUUCCAGGCGCCAAAUGCAGCAAGGACAGAUCUGGUAAACGGCAACGCAGCUUUGUUGGUGUAAGGCAAAGGCCUUCCGGGAAAUGGGUGGCAGAGAUCAAAGACACAACUCAUGAUAUUAGAAUGUGGCUGGGGACCUUUAACACGGCGGAGGCGGCUGCAAGAGCCUACGACGAAGCCGCCUGCCUCAUCCGCGGUCCCAAUGCUCGGACCAACUUUACUCUCACUUCCACCUCUUCCUCCGCCCUCUCUAUCAAAAUCAGAAACCUCCUCAUCCACAAGAUUACUUUGAAGCGAAACGCAAUCAAAACUCCUGCCCAUUCUGCCACAGUCCAAGACAUGCACAUCUUUGAUAAUAAUGCACUCUGGAGCACCUGCACUGGAGACUUUGAGAUGGGUUUUUGUCACGUCACCCAUUCAUGCUGCUCCCAUCUUCCUCUUGGCUUCAACUUGGAUAUGGAUGAGCCUUUGUCUGCACUCAAUGGAAUCACUCAACAUUUAGGAAAUACAUAUGAUGAUUCCUUUGGCUCUGAUACUGCGCCUCACAUCUUCUGCCCAACUUGA
Messenger RNA from Benincasa hispida (wax gourd), 600 nucleotides. Its product is annotated as ethylene-responsive transcription factor RAP2-11-like. The record is from RefSeq and is a predicted model, not a curated record. Gene Ontology annotation, molecular function: DNA-binding transcription factor activity; DNA binding. NCBI's taxonomy places the organism in Eukaryota, Viridiplantae, Streptophyta, Magnoliopsida, Cucurbitales, Cucurbitaceae. Gene Ontology annotation, biological process: regulation of DNA-templated transcription.